AAAAUAACCAUGAAGCGCCGCCUGGCUGGCGAGGCUAUGUCCCGUCGUACCUCUCGCAACCUCUCAUGGGCCUCCAUUCUUGGGCCCUGCAUUCGAGCACAAGCAUGAGAGUCCUAUCACGCUAUCGGCUGUUCCCGAUGGCUAUCGGCUGUUCCCGAUGGCUAUCGGCUGUUCCCGAUGGCUAUCGGCUGUUCCCGAUGGCGAGACUGAGCAAGAGAGCGCGACUCCCGCCCGAUCUCCACUCAUAAGCGACGCAAGGGCGGCGCUCGCAAGGGCAGGGGCACCACAGUGACAUCCCGGACGAGUCAAGCUCGCGGAAGCCCGAAACGAUGCUAUGGCAGACCCAACGGCAGCGCCGGGGACAAGGGAUCCGAGCGCGGGAUCUCGCAGUCCAGCACGCGGAGCGGGCGGCCACUGGUGUUGAGAGCGAGCUUGAUGGUGUCCAGCAAUUCGCGCAGCUCGAUGUUGAGCGUGGGCACAUCGACCUCGGCGUUCACGCGCUACAUAGCACUCGCUCGGUGUCGACGACGGCGAAGAGCGUGUCGUCGCAGAGCUGGCACAGCCAAGGUAGCAAGGUAUCCCAGGAUCCUGCCCACGCGCCGAUGCCUGCGAACGUCAAGUUUGUCACUGGUACACUAUAGGAGCUAUACUAGCUACCUCACCAGAUGUAGCGGAACCCCGACGAUGCGAAGUUUGGUGGCCCACCUCAGCGCAAGCGUCAGGCGAAUGUUACCUGCCUGAGUGGCUCAUAACCUCGCAUCGCGCCCUUUUCUAACCUGUCGCACCCUGAUUAAUCUACAGGCUGGGGUGACGUGGAGCAGGGGAUGUUGGAGGCCCAGGGAGGUAUGGUGGCGUCUCACGGAGGGCGGUCGUUCUGCCACAAUGUGCUCUCUUGUGCUCCACUGACUGUAGAUGUAUUCUGUAGAUGUAGUUGAGAGUUUGUAAUAGAUUAGCCAGAAUGAGCACCGACGUUGCCG
Messenger RNA from Dichomitus squalens LYAD-421 SS1, 977 nucleotides. RefSeq lists its product as uncharacterized. The coding region runs from base 330 to 641 and encodes 103 amino acids. The record is from RefSeq and is a predicted model, not a curated record. The transcript has 2 exons. Lineage: Eukaryota; Fungi; Basidiomycota; Agaricomycetes; Polyporales; Polyporaceae.